AUGGCAACCUCAGUAGAGGAGGUUCAGGCCUUGGGGACCACACCCUACGACUAUGAGUUUGCACUGCCAUGUGAAAAAGUCAGUAUCAAGGAGCUGGGUGCCCAGUUUCUGCCUCCUCUAUAUUCUCUGGUGUUCAUCAUGGGCCUCUUGGGCAAUGUCAUGGUGAUAGUGAUCCUCACAAAAUACAGGAGGCUAAGGAUUUUGAGCAACAUCUACCUGCUCAACUUGGCCGUUUCUGACUUGCUGUUCCUCUUCACUCUUCCAUUCUGGAUUCACUAUGUUGGAUGGAAUAACUGGGUUUUUGGCCACGGCAUGUGUAAGCUUCUCUCCGCCCUUUAUAACAUGGGCUUGUACAGUGAGAUCUUCUUCAUCAUGCUGAUGACAGUCGACAGGUACUUGGCCAUCGUCCAUGCUGUGUUUGCCCUUCAAGCCAGGACUGUCACUUUUGGUGUCAUCACCAGUAUUGUCACCUGGGGCCUGGCAGGGCUAGCAGCCCUCCCUGAAUUUCUCUUCCAUGAGUCCCAAGAGCUGUUUGAAGAGUCCGUCUGCAGCCCUGCUUACCCAGAGGAUGGGGCAGAAAGCUGGAAGCAUUUCCACGCUCUGAGAAUGAACAUUUUGGGGCUUGCUCUCCCUCUGUUCGUUAUGGCUGUCUGCUACUCAGGUAUCAUCAAAACAUUGCUGAGAUGCCCCAAUAAAAAAAAGUACAGGGCCAUCCGGCUCAUUUUUGUUAUCAUGGUGGUCUUCUUCAUUUUUUGGACACCCUACAACCUGGUUCUCCUUCUCUCUGCUUUUCAAAUGAUCUUUUUUGGUAACAGCUGUGAGCAAAACAGACACCUGGACCUGGCCUUGCAGGUGACGGAGGUGAUAGCCUACAUGCAUUGCUGUGUCAACCCAGUGAUCUAUGCCUUCGUCGGCGAGAGGUUCCGGAAGUACCUGCGCCACUUUUUCCACAGGCACGUGGUCAUGCACCUGGAGAGAUACAUCCCAUUUCUCCCUAGUGAGAAACUGGAAAGAGCCAGCUCUAUCUCCCCAUCAACAGGAGACCAAGAACUCUCCGUUGUGUUUUAGAUUAGCUGCAGAAAAUUGCUUAAAGAGGAUGGGCUAACAUGUUAAGUCAGCCGCCUUUACAUCUACACUUUUACCUUCAAACAGUACGAUGCUGAAGUUCUUGAAGACAUUGAAAUAUGUACACAAAGGUGGCGGUAUAUGCAUUACUCAUCACCAGCCUUGAAAAGCAGAGCUUUGCUUGAGUCUCUGAAGUGUUACAUAAACUUUGAUGCACACAAAUGUUAGUUACUACAUGCAGCUACAAAAAAGUAAAACUUUAUAUUUCAAACUUUAACUUCAGCAGCUAUUGACAUAAAUGAAGCAUUUCACAAAAUACAAUUAAGCUGAAAUCAAGGUGUUAGAUGGGGAAAAAAAUACAAGUCAAUUACUUUAUGUCCUAAUGUGGCUGACUCUUUCCUUACUGGAUGAAAGCUUUUACU
This is a messenger RNA of Nycticebus coucang (slow loris), 1487 nucleotides long. RefSeq names its product C-C motif chemokine receptor 3 (gene CCR3). Gene Ontology annotation, cellular component: membrane; cytoplasm. Gene Ontology annotation, biological process: chemotaxis; immune response; G protein-coupled receptor signaling pathway. NCBI's taxonomy places the organism in Eukaryota, Metazoa, Chordata, Mammalia, Primates, Lorisidae. Gene Ontology annotation, molecular function: C-C chemokine receptor activity. Bases 1 to 1068 code for a protein of 355 amino acids. The transcript has a single exon. The record is from RefSeq and is a predicted model, not a curated record.